This is a messenger RNA of Neogale vison (American mink), 519 nucleotides long. It is a transcript of the gene RPL36A, whose product is annotated as ribosomal protein L36a. The record is from RefSeq and is a predicted model, not a curated record. Gene Ontology annotation, cellular component: cytosolic large ribosomal subunit; ribosome. The transcript is spliced from 5 exons. Gene Ontology annotation, biological process: translation. Gene Ontology annotation, molecular function: structural constituent of ribosome. Bases 65 to 385 code for a protein of 106 amino acids. Lineage: Eukaryota; Metazoa; Chordata; Mammalia; Carnivora; Mustelidae.
CUCCUAUAUACUUCCGUUUCCGGGCACGUCUCUUCCUUUCUGUGUGGAUUGCGCUCUCGCAAACAUGGUGAACGUUCCUAAAACCCGCCGGACUUUCUGCAAGAAGUGUGGCAAGCACCAACCCCACAAAGUGACACAGUACAAGAAAGGAAAAGAUUCUCUUUAUGCCCAGGGAAAGCGGCGUUAUGAUAGGAAGCAGAGUGGCUAUGGUGGGCAGACGAAGCCUAUUUUCCGGAAAAAGGCUAAAACUACAAAGAAGAUUGUGCUGAGGCUUGAAUGUGUUGAGCCCAAUUGCAGAUCUAAGAGAAUGCUGGCUAUUAAGAGAUGCAAACAUUUUGAACUGGGAGGAGAUAAGAAGAGAAAGGGCCAGGUGAUCCAGUUCUAAGCUUCAUAUUUUUAUAUUAUGAAGACAGUAAAAUCUUGGUUAUGUUUACUUCAUUUGGUUGCAGUUGGUCUUUUAAGAUGGAAAUAAAGUACUGGCAUCAAUAAAAUUCCUCUCGUGGGGCAGUUUAUGCUUGA